Molecule: messenger RNA, 816 nt
Organism: Saccharomyces cerevisiae S288C
Lineage: Eukaryota; Fungi; Ascomycota; Saccharomycetes; Saccharomycetales; Saccharomycetaceae
Gene: PEX2
Product: ubiquitin-protein ligase peroxin 2
Exons: 1
Coding region: 1-816 (271 amino acids)
Biological process (GO): protein import into peroxisome matrix; protein ubiquitination; peroxisome organization
Cellular component (GO): peroxisomal membrane
Molecular function (GO): zinc ion binding; ubiquitin protein ligase activity
Source: RefSeq, marked reviewed
AUGUCUCGAGUUGCACAGCUCGACUCGAUAGCGCUUGAUAAAGAAUUGUAUGGACAGUUUUGGUCCGAGUUCAAUGCAGCAUUCAAUACGAGUGAACACAAAGAGGAAUGGGAGUUGGCACUGAACACAGUUGUGUUUAUGUGCGCGACGAGGUUCCUGCCACACUAUGGCUCUAGCUGUACGUAUGGAUCCGCACUCAGUGGCGUGGUUUUUCAGUGCAGGAAACGCACCUUGUAUGUCGUCACUGUCUUGGCAGGGUACGUGUGGAAGAAGAUCACACAUAUUAUUUUUAAUGGGCCGCACUGUGGGAACCAGAUGAUGUGGCUGAAGCUGUACAAAUGGGUUAAUUUAUUGUAUCACGGCUGUGAUGUAACCAACUUCCUGAGGUUUCUAGCAGCGGAAGGGCCCAAUGCGAGGGCGUUUUUGUCGCCGUUAUACCGGGCUUUUAAUGUCCAUUCCACAAGGUUGAUUCGGGAUGGUUCUGCAAUUGCCUCUGAAUUUUAUUCGAACUCUGUAUUCGCUGGGUUAGAAUACCAGAAUAGACAAUUGCUAUGGAAUGCACUAUUAGAACUCUUUUCCAAUACACUACUUACGAAAAGAGGACUCUUGACCUUUGUUAAAAAACCACCAAGGUCUCGUUCUACGACUACUUAUAAGACAGUUUGCCCCCGUUGCGGCGGUUUUCCAACCAACCCAUACCAGAUCGCUUGUUGUCGUGCGAACUACUGUUACGUGUGCGUUGUAAAGGCGUUGGAGUGGUCUAUGUGCGAUGCCUGUGGAUCCUCUGGGAGACUGACCGCCUCACCAGUGUACUAA